AUGCCUGCUGACAGUCUUCGCAAUAUCGCCCAACGGGCAGCAGCCCGGUUUCAUGCUGGCAUCGAAUCUAUUGGAGACCUGCCAUGGGACCUCGUACGGCCCAUUAUAAUCAGGAUCGAGAGUCCUGAACGACUGUACAAUAUAGAGCAGGCCUCACCACAGAUAAUAGGUCUUGACGAAGAAUGCUGGCUUGCUUUUAUGAAACGUGACAUUCCCAGCUAUCAAAGCCGGCCGCACCGGCCGAACGAUCCAAAGAAUUGGUACAAAGCGUACCGCAAGCUGAAGAGAGAGGCCGAUGCCGAGAUGGCGUCUGGAACUGAAAGGCUCAGGGCUGCAUUCGCCAGUAUCAAAGAGGAGAAGGACCAGAAUCUCGCUAAGCUCACCACCAAGAUCUCUAUGCCCGCUACGCGACGGGCGAAUGCCGGCUGGACGGGUAGAGGGCACUUUGCACCGUCAACGAGAAACAUGAGUGCCUCGGACAGGAUCAAGCGAGAGCAGCAGGAUGCUCAGAGGGCGCGCAUGCUCCGGGAACGGAAUCAAAUCAAACUUGGCAAGCAGAUGAAGCAAGCUCCGACCAACAAUCCGACCAAAGUUGCCGUGGCUCCGCGAUCAAUGGUCGAGGAGAUGAAGAAGCGGAAUGCCUCUCCACCACAUGAGCCUCCUGUGCAAGCUGUCAGGGUACCUAUUCGCCGACCGGCUGGAUCUCGUCCACCGCUCCACGCACCAAAAGAGACCGAGAGAAGGCGACCGAGGGAGGCGGGUGACGGGUACGAUCUCAUCCAGGACCGCGAAGCUCGUCUGCGGGCGCUGCAGACAAAGAAGAUUGCUAACGAACCCGCACCGAGAGCCGAUGCAGGCGACACUGGCGGACUUUCGCUCGACUUUCUUGAAGAGGACGACUUGUUCUCAGACGGAGACCAUGACAAACCUCCGACGAAUGCCCCGCAGCCUUCCAAGCCUGCCCACCUUCGCCCAACGCCAGAUAAUUCAGGGAGGGCUGUCAGUCCGGAACCUCGUCUGGCGAGUCCGCGAUCGAUGCCGGCAAAGCGCAAAGCACCGCCUUCGCUCUUCAUGUCCUCGCCAGCGAAGAAGGCUCGUCCUGGAGUGAUGUGA
This is a messenger RNA of Cyphellophora europaea CBS 101466, 1113 nucleotides long. RefSeq lists its product as uncharacterized. The record is from RefSeq and is a predicted model, not a curated record. Gene Ontology annotation, cellular component: nucleus; elongin complex. Bases 1 to 1113 code for a protein of 370 amino acids. The transcript has 2 exons. NCBI's taxonomy places the organism in Eukaryota, Fungi, Ascomycota, Eurotiomycetes, Chaetothyriales, Cyphellophoraceae. Gene Ontology annotation, biological process: transcription elongation by RNA polymerase II.